AUGCAGAACGUCUUGAUAGACAGACCUGGAACGCAGCAUCUGGCGUUUCGUAUGGAAAUGAAUGGCAUAAAGGAUUGCAAUUCCAUUGUAGAAGAAAACGCGUCACACUUUCUUUUGCUUAAUUUUUUCGAGCAAAAAUAUGAACAAAUCAAAACAUUGGAAAGAUUUUUACAAGCUUACAAGGCCUACGAAGUCGAACCGAAAGCACCAUUGACGCCAAACGAUCAAAAUCAGGGGGUGGUGUUUCGGCUGAAUCGAGAGGAGUCUGACCAGGAAAUAUUGACCAGAGAAUCUCAAAGCAAUUAUUUGAUAUAUAAAUUUGCGAAAGAUAUGCUGAAGUAUGUUCGAGAGCUUAAGGAUCCAGGACUGUAUUAA
Molecule: messenger RNA, 375 nt
Organism: Plasmopara halstedii
Lineage: Eukaryota; Oomycota; Peronosporomycetes; Peronosporales; Peronosporaceae
Exons: 3
Coding region: 1-375 (124 amino acids)
Source: RefSeq, a predicted model, not a curated record